This is a messenger RNA of Paramecium sonneborni, 420 nucleotides long. Lineage: Eukaryota; Ciliophora; Oligohymenophorea; Peniculida; Parameciidae. The record is from the annotation of a GenBank genome assembly.
AUGGCUACACAUUCUAUCUAAAAAUUCAAAUUAACUAAAACUAUACACAAAGAAUAAAUCAAAAUAUUGAAGCAAUAAUUAAAUGAUAAAAACAUUUAAGAUACUUAAACCAACAAUUCAUAAUGUUUACUAAAUAAUCUCACUUAACAAUUCCAAAAACUUAAUUCUUAAUCUCUAAACUUUAAUUCUGUUUUUGAUGAUAUCAAAUAAUAAAAACCAAUCAAAUACAAUCAAUAUGGAACAUUGUCUGUACAUAAUUUUGAUUAAUCAUUAUCUAUGAUUCUUCGAAAGUUACAAUAAACAACUCCUAACCAAAUUGAAAUUAAAUAAAAGGUAGAAAACUCUAGAAAACAAUCUUAACCUAUUAACAAUACUAUUUAAAAUAAUGAAGGAACAAUUAAAGUGGAUUACUAAUUUUGA